This is a messenger RNA of Alligator sinensis (Chinese alligator), 4428 nucleotides long. RefSeq names its product actin-binding LIM protein 1. Gene Ontology annotation, biological process: lamellipodium assembly; cilium assembly; cytoskeleton organization. Gene Ontology annotation, molecular function: actin filament binding. NCBI's taxonomy places the organism in Eukaryota, Metazoa, Chordata, Crocodylia, Alligatoridae. The transcript is spliced from 15 exons. The record is from RefSeq and is a predicted model, not a curated record. Gene Ontology annotation, cellular component: actin cytoskeleton; stress fiber. The annotation marks the transcript as partial.
CAAACAAGAACAUCCUCUGAAAGUAUUUAUUCCAGACCAGGUUCCAGUAUACCUGGCUCACCAGGCCAUACUAUCUAUGCAAAAGUAGACAAUGAGAUCCUUGAUUACAAGGAUUUAGCUGCCAUUCCCAAAGUCAAGGCCAUUUACGACAUUGAACGUCCAGACCUAAUUACCUACGAACCAUUCUACACUUCCGCCUACGAGGACAGACAAGACAGACAGAGUCUUGGAGAGUCUCCAAGGACGCUGUCUCCUACACCGUCUGCAGAAGGAUAUCAGGAUGUUCGGGAUCGAAUGAUUCACAGGUCAACUAGCCAAGGCUCUAUCAGUUCUCCUGUAUACAGUCGUCACAGCUACACACCCACAAUGUCACGGUCCCCUCAGCAUUUUCACAGACCUGGCAAUGAGCCGUCCAGCGGUCGGAACUCCCCUGUCCCUUAUCGGCCAGACAGCCGCCCUCUAACUCCAACUUACGCUCAGGCCCCUAAACAUUUCCAUGUUCCAGAUCAAGGGGUCAACAUUUACAGAAAACCACCCAUCUACAAACAGCAUGAUGCAGCUGCUUUGGCAGCACAGAGCAAGUCCUCCGAGGAUAUCAUCAAGUCCUCCAAGUUCCCAGCAGCCCAUGCGCCAGCACCCAACGAGAUACCAAAGAUUGAGACGGACCACUGGCCAGGUCCUCCCUCCCUUGCGGCCGUAGGCGCUGACAUGAGACGCAGAUCAAGCGGCAGAGAGGAAGAGGAUGAGGAGCUACAGAGACGUCGACAGCUACAGGAGGAGCAGCUCAUGAAGCUCAACUCAGGGCUGGGACAGUUGAUAUUAAAAGAAGAAAUGGAAAAGGAGACCCGUGAUAGGUCAUCCCUUUCUGCCAGUCGUUAUGACUCUCCAGUGAAUUCAUCACAUGCUGCAGCCUCCAAGACCUCCUCUCUUCCUGGCUAUGGAAGAAAUGGACUGCACAGGCCGGUGUCCACAGAUUUUGGUCAGUACAACAGCUAUGGUGACGUGAGCGGUGGUGGUCGAGAUUUCCAGUCCCUCCCGGAUGGUCAUGUCCCUGGAAUGAGAAUGGACAGAGGAGUGUCUAUGCCUAACAUGUUGGAACCAAAGAUUUAUCCAUAUGAAGUGCUCAUGGUGACCAACAGAGGACGAAAUAAAAUACUAAGAGACGUGGACAGAACCAGGCUCGAGCGCCACCUAGCCCCUGAGGUUUUCCAGGAAAUAUUUGGCAUGACGAUACAGGAAUUUGACAAGUUACCUCUGUGGAGACGCAACAACAUGAAGAAAAAAGCAAAACUCUUUUGAGCUAUCCACAUCCGUGUCCCCUUAGCCGACCGACAGCAAAUGCAUAGGAUAACAUGCUGUAUAGUCUCAACCCCAUCUGGAGAGGAGCCACUCCUUCACAAAAAGGGAAAACCUGAUAAGGACACUUGCAUUCGUAGUGAUUGGGCCAACACGAACACUUGCCAAUGGGGGCAGAGGGGAGGAAAUUUCUGUGUUCAGAAAUCUCAACAAUAGUUUUCACGUGUAUAAACUUUUUACAUGAUGUUGUAUAACACAAUAGGAAGCUGCUCUUUUCUCCUCCACAAUAAUAUUCCCUUUAUUUUUUUUGUCUAUAAUACAAUGGAUUUAAUUGCUAGAGCCAGAAAGUGCCCUUAGGAUGCUUAGUAAACCGAAGUAGCUGUAAUCACUCCAAGAAUUGAAUAUAUAUAUAUAUAUAUGUGUGUGUGUGUGUGUGUGUGUGUCUGUGUGUGUGUAUCUAUAUAUAUAUAUAUUCUGUAGGUAAGGAAAAAUCCUGUAUAUCCAUACAAUGACAGAAAUCUCGUUUUUUGCACAACUGUUCCUUAAUUGGCACUCUUUUCAAAUGGCAUAUUCCUCUUGUGAUUCCAACCAGUGAGGCAGGCAGACUGCUCUGUUUUGCUGCAUACCAACCGAAUUAUUGGCAAACAAACUCCCCGCUUGUCCUUGUAUAUAUUUGCUAGGGUAUCAGUAGUGAAUUGCUGUGUUUGUUGUCUAAUCUUCCCACCUCCACACUUUCUGCUUCAAUUAAUGUGACUUGGGCUUAGCCAGUCAUUUAAGUAACGGGAAUGGUGGAGAAGUAGCAGUUUUCCAGUUGUGUAGUCUGGGGUUUGGGAUGGGAAUAAGUAAAGUGUUUAAAGAAAAAAAGAUUCUCCUCAAAUAUGCCCUGGUUCACCCCCACAGAAUAGGGGCCAAAUUCCCUGCUAGGAAAAAUAACUUCCGGGGAGUUGAAGUGAUUGAUACCAGCAGAGAAUCUGAAUCCUGUGCGAGCAGACAUAAUUUAACUGCUCUUGUGCAAAAAGAUGCAAUCUUGCAGCAUCUUGUGCCGACAUAGAGUUUUAGUUAAACCACUGCUGCAGUUGCAGACACUGAUGUAGCUGCGCGGUAGAUGAAGUUAAGUACUCUCUCUUUGGGUUCUAACAGAAUUUCACUUGUGCUUUAAAAGGAGGGUUUGAAAUUUUUCUUUCUUUCUUUUGAUGCUACAAAGCUGCAGCCUUGGUUAUUUAUAUCUUUAUUUUCCUUUUCCUUUGUGCUUGGCAUGGUGGGCAAAGGAUGGUUGACCAAGUUACACUCAUAUAGCUUGCAGGUUUUUCCCACUGUGCUGCAGUCUGUAUAUAACUGAAUGGCUUGGAGAGCAGGCUGUGUCCACAGGAGGACGCGAGUACCACAUUGAUCUAUCUCCCUGAAUGAAUGCUUGGCUGCUGAAAGCUCAGCUUCUUCUCUUCCUGGGUGCUUAACUGCCAACAUAUAAAUGUAUUGAUAGGCCUCUCCUUUGCUUGUGGGCGAUUGCCUUUUAGGUUCAUUGCAAGUCUGGUGAGACAUAUCAAGGUUUCACUUUUCGGGUUAAGAGAAUCACUGUGGGAGACACCAAACACCUGUGUAUUUUCUGUUGCUGGAGACAUGAGAAGGCAGUGACCAAGUCUUCCAGAUCCUGUAGGAGCUGAGAGAUCUGGUAUCAUUGCACUGAGUUCCCCCACACACUGCCUUUAGUCGCUUCUGCUGCAGCAGGGCAGCGGGCUGAUCCUUUUCCAUUUCCAGGAUAGACCAAAUCCUGCUUCCUCUUGCCCAGGACACACUAAUGCCACAGCAUCAGUGCAGUCCCACUGAAGAAGUCUGGGCUUGAGGGUUCAGUAUUUGGGGAGACUGUUUCAAGGGGUUCACCUAUCGUGCAUGCUCAGGUUAAGGAAAUAGUGCAAAGCAGUGGAUGAGCUGGUAGGGUUGCUGCUAUACAGGCCUAGUAGACAUUACCUUCAUGGAGUAAGUGUGCAGAAGCUUUCAGCAGACACUGGGACAUUAGCCCACAUUGAUCCCUGAGGUAACUCCACUGACUUUGCUGGGGUUUCAGCAAGGAUCAGUUCAGCACGUUUUAUGCUAUAUUCCAGAACAAGCAUAAUAAGUAUUUCCAGAUUAGUUUAUCAAAUUAGUGGGAGUGUUAUGGACACUGCAAGAUCAGAUGCAAACUGGGAUUACCAGGAAAAGGAGCAAAUGGCUCGUGAUUUGGGGUUUAGUUGGGUGGGAUUUCUGGAAAUGUGUUUAUUGCUGGCAGAUUUCAAGAUUUUGGGGGGGGUCAUUUCCCAAAAUAUGUUAGACCCCACAUAACAGUGGGGAGGUGCAUGUGAGCAACAUAUUAUAAGAUCAGGGUGUUAGAUGUAGGAAUAAAUUAACCAUGUGUUAAAAUGGGACAGGUUUUCCAUUCAUCAGCUUCUCUACAAACCUGGCCAGGUGCACACUCCUAUUCCAUGGUAAGUGGAAGCUACAUAACUCCUCUUUCACUGAGGACUAAGCCAGUGUUUCCCAACCUUUUCCAGUCCAAGGCACACUUACAUUAAUAAUUUUUUUCUGCGGCACACCUGUUAAGGCAUUCCCCAUCCUCAUACCUAUUGUAGCGCAUUGCCAUGUCAAAACUGCGCAGCACACCUGUUCAUUUCUGACAGCACAUCUUUGUGCUGCAGCACACUGGUUGGGAAACACUGGACUAAGUAAGCUACUACAUCUUCUGCUUAGCCCAGGGCAGGAAUGUGCAGAUGGCUGUUACCACUGAGCACCUGAUGUGGAGCCCACUCCUUUUGGCACCGUGAUGAGUUCUGCUGUCCUUGCCCUCAGUCAUCUUCCCACUUUUACUUUUCACUUCAGGCUGCAUUGCAUAACAUUCCUCUGAGGCCACUCUUGCCCCUUCAAGCUGCACUCCUCUUCUUAGAAAAACAUAAAAGGCUCAGACAGAAGUGACAAUUUUUGCCCAAUCUGAUCACUGAAAGUGCUCUACAGCCGUGAGCAAACACAAGCGUGUGGCUGCAGAGCAUUUUAAAAGGGCCUGAUCCUGCGACAGUCUGAACCCUCAUUGCAUGAGCCCUGCUCCCAGUGCUGUUUUCAGGCUGGGAGUGGGGGAAGGAAGCAGAGGGAGUUUGGUCUGUGUUU